UGGAUUCGAUAAUCAUUCGAAACCAUCUCUAACACAAGUCAAAAUAACACAGAUUAUAUUUUCAGUACAAUGGCAACUACCGAUAAUGGUCCCUUUUCCAUGUCGACCAUGUCUAAUGCUUUACAACAUAUCCCUUUCUCUAAAGGAAUCUCCGGUUACAUUCCUCCUCCUGGUUUCACCCCACGCCCCUCCUAUGCCGUAGCAGACACUCGCUCUAACUCUCUGUUCAAUGUUAUGACUAGCGGCGAAGGCUUGUCCCAGUUUAAAGAUAUUAUCUCCAAGUCUGACCGAAAAGAGCUUCAGUUGAUGGCGUCCUUGCUUACGUCAGACUCCGAUUACUUCAUGGAGGUCGUCAGAAACAUUUACGGGUCGAGACGCGUCCAGAAGCUCCUCGGAAUAUCAGAUGACGUGGACGCCUUCUUCUGCGCCGCUAUUUUGCGCCGGUUCUUUCAUAUCAUGACCGAUAAGUACGCAUCCUACGUGGCGAUACGAGCUAUGCUUGUUUUCGACCAGAAGAAGAAGUAUGUAAUGUACGAGCACCUUCUCCACCACGCGCUCGACAUCGCGCGUAAUCAAUACGGCUGCAUCGCGCUCAACGAGGUCAUAACCGACGCGGAUGAUCCUUUCUACAGAAAUCUUCUACUGGAUUUAGUCGCACGCAACGCUGUCUGCCUAAGCAACGAUCCUUCGGGGAACUUCGUGGUCCAACACGUGCUUACACUAUAUGACUCGCGUUGCACGCAUAACGUUUGUGUUAGUCUCCGUGGCCACUGCGUUGAUCUGUCGUUUAAGAAGUACGGAAGCUACAUCGUAGAGAAGCUUCUAGAUAAUGAGGAGGCAAUGGCUGUGGUGGUUGUGGAGCUUUUGGAAUGCGAUGGAGACAGGUUGAUGAGGCUGGCUAGGAAUGAGUUUGGGAGUUUCGUGGUGGUCAAGGCAUUGAGACUCACGAAGGUGAUGAAGAGUGUCGAUCUGUUUAGGAGUCUGGUGCAGAAGCUGAUGCCUUUUCGCCACCUUUUGGUUAGGUCUCACGGAAACAACAUUGCAAACAUCUUGGAGUCUGCUGUUUAAGUUACCUAGCUUGCCAUAAUAGUUGUGUAUGUCUGUCUCAAACAAGUUACACAGUGCUCAAACGGUUCAAAUUUUGAAUGGUAA
Messenger RNA from Raphanus sativus (radish), 1152 nucleotides. RefSeq names its product pumilio homolog 18. Gene Ontology annotation, molecular function: mRNA binding. Gene Ontology annotation, cellular component: cytoplasm. Lineage: Eukaryota; Viridiplantae; Streptophyta; Magnoliopsida; Brassicales; Brassicaceae. The transcript has a single exon. Gene Ontology annotation, biological process: post-transcriptional regulation of gene expression. Bases 70 to 1068 code for a protein of 332 amino acids. The record is from RefSeq and is a predicted model, not a curated record.